This is a messenger RNA of Papilio xuthus (Asian swallowtail), 2525 nucleotides long. RefSeq names its product BAG domain-containing protein starvin (gene stv). Gene Ontology annotation, molecular function: protein-folding chaperone binding. The record is from RefSeq and is a predicted model, not a curated record. Lineage: Eukaryota; Metazoa; Arthropoda; Insecta; Lepidoptera; Papilionidae. The coding region runs from base 114 to 2228 and encodes 704 amino acids. The transcript has 3 exons.
AGUAUUGUUGUAACCUCGCUGCAGAACGCUGUAUACUACGUUGAUAUUUUUAAUACGUAUCGAAGUGAAGUGCAUCUGUGAGAGUCUGUUUUGAUAUAAACAUUGAAUGAAAUAUGGAAUCUCCCGUUGUUGUGGAUAAGCCACCGGAAUAUCAUGGAAGAGCUGCUAAAAAUAACCAGCAGCGCGGCUUUCCGUUUGAUGAAGAGGAGGGUUCGGGCGCGUGGAGCGAGCUUGCGGCGCGCCACCCCGACAUAGCGGCCCGCCUGCGCCAGCGCCCCGCCACCUGGGCCAGGAAGCGGCGCCCCUCCAGUCAGGACGCCACUGACGAUUUCGACGACUUCAGCGGCUUCGACAGAUUUCCGUUCGACGACAUCCCGUCCGAGUUCAGAGAACAUUUCCCCUCACAUUGGAACCGCAGGUUCGGUUCACGCGAGGAAGCGCCGCCCCCAUCGCCUCCGCAGCCCCAAUCCCCGCAGCAGCAGAGCGCCGCAACCCAGACUGACUGCCCGCCGGGGCCCUCCGCACACGCCGCUCACACUGCACACACCGCACAAGACGACCAGCACACCCAUCUCCCACAGUACGGACUUAGGAACACAGUAGACCUCGGACAGAAAAGCCCCGCAGAUCCUAGUUUAGUUGAUGAGGAAGAUCGGACCCAGAGGUCCAUGUCAGCACCUCCCGAUAAUCGCACGGCCGGUAUAAAUAACGCGAACAAAAUGAGUGGACAAAACCACCAGGAGCAGAGCCACAAUCCACACUCGGAACAGCAGUCCAACGUGCGGCAUAUACCUAUUUUCGUCGAAGGCAGAGAUGAGCCCGUUAUCAAUAAGGGCGUAGAUCACGCGACGCACUUCGGCGACACAAAGCCGGCGUACGUGCCGCCGCCGCAGCCGCACAUCGACAGGGACCAAUACUUUGCCGACGACGGCCCAGUCAAUUUUCACGCUCCGCCUAAUUUCUCUAGGGCUUUUGGCACACCAUUUAACAAAGGUUUCCGUCAGGGACCCCAGCCGUUCGUUCAACAAAAAGUAUAUCCUCAGGCGGCGUUCGCUCGUGGCGCCUCCCCGCAAAGAUCUCAGUCUCCUAAACCACAGAUGCCCCCGGAGGAGCAUUACGUUAAGGUGCCGGUUCACCACGAGCAGACUGCACCCAGAGCUGAAACUCCGUCCAGACCGCAGCAGAAGCAACCUCCGCGGCAGUCCACGCCGCCCACGCAGCCGCCCACACAGCCGCCGCCGCAGCGGCACACUCCGACACCGCCGCCGCAACCCAAACCACAGCCUCCUCCUGCCAACGAUCCCAAAACACAAAUUCUCGCCAUACAAACUGAUGUAUUAAAUCUAAUGUCUGAUGUUGAAAAUUUCACCGGUACGAAGAAAGACAAAAGGUACCUGUAUUUAGAUGAGAUGCUCACUAGGAAUCUCAUAAAACUAGACAAUAUUGAAACUGAAGGCAAGGAGAACAUAAGGCAGGCGAGGAAGGAGGCCAUUAGGUGUAUUCAAAAGUGUAUAGCUGUAUUAGAAGCUAAAGCUGAAAAAGGUAGCAACGCGGCUCAACAACAAGAUGUAGAAAUGGAGAACCCCGAGAGUCAGAAUGAUGCAAAUGACGACAAAGCUGUUGAGAAUGGUGAAGUCGAAAUGAAAGACGUGAGCAAGGAGCAACCUAAAGCCGAAGCACAAAUGGUGGAGGCUAAUACUGAAAAACCAAAAGAAGACAUUAAACAGGAGGAAGUUAAAGAUCAACCUAAAGACGAGGAACCAAAAGAUGAAAAAAUACAAGAAAACGCCAAAAUAGAAGCUUCAGAGAGCACGGAAGUUGCCCAGCCACAGAUUGCGGAUACGCGACCCGAGGAACAAGUCAAGGAAAAAACUCCUGAAAUCAAAUCCGACGAACAAAAGCAAAACGAAAAUUUAGAAAAAGAAAUGAAAAGCCCCAAGAAAGGCACGAAAAAUAUAAAGAAACGGGAUAAGAGUAAGGAUAAGAAGGAUGCAACUAAUGAUAGUAUUAAGGAUAGUAAAACUGAAAAUAAACAAGAAGAUAAAAAAGAUAGCACGGAACAAAAGGAGAAUAAAGAAGAAAAGAAAGAGGAAGAGGAAAAGAAAGAUGCGGAUGUGAAUGUGGAACAGAAGAAGGACAUUAAGAUAGAAUCAAUGCAAGUUGACGGCAAAGGAGACAAGACGGAGCCGCAGACGAUGGAUGUGGACAAUGCAGCCGCUAGUCAAUAAAUAUAGUUUGCUUUAGUGAAUUGUUUGUUGUAGAUACACAGCUAGGAGCGGGAGACGCACUCUGCCUACAAUCGCCUUUUCCUUCUUCGUGUUAAUUCUUUGUGUCUAAUAACGAGGUGUUGACAUGUAUCACUGUUUAUGUUUGUAAAUUUUAAGUUUUUAACACCUUACUUUGUGUAAAGGAUGCUGUCCUUAGGAUUUAAAAUGGUUUCCUCUCACCUAAAUCCUAAUAUUUAUUAAUUUAUUGUUGAUCAGUACUUGAUAACACAAAUUUCUCAAUAAACAUAUAUCAAAUAA